Naegleria lovaniensis is the source of this 2853-nucleotide messenger RNA. RefSeq lists its product as uncharacterized. The coding region runs from base 1 to 2853 and encodes 950 amino acids. NCBI's taxonomy places the organism in Eukaryota, Heterolobosea, Eutetramitea, Acrasida, Naegleriidae. The transcript has a single exon. The record is from RefSeq and is a predicted model, not a curated record.
AUGAGUUCAAACAUCACCACAUUCACUAACGUCAAUCAUUCCGACGGUUUGAUUGAAAUAAUUUUAGGUAAAUCUGUUGAAACAAUUAUUGUCAACAACGAUUUCUAUUAUCGUUUUCAAGAUCUCAAACACAAAUAUGAAUCUUAUUCCAAGUAUUCCAAAAAUAACGAUGUCGUUAAAAUUGGACGAAAAGGGCUUACCUAUGUGUGUUUGGAGAUCGCUCUAGAUAUUAUAACAAAAGAGGACAAUUAUCGGUCCCAUUUAAUUAACUAUCUCACCCAACAACAAUUACAACGAUUCCAAAACAAUUCAGAAACGAUGCAACAAACAUCACAAACAAGUACUUCUUUUUCCAACAUUUCACAAGACAUUCCUAAUGCUCCGUCUACGUCCUCUCCAACAAAAAGAAAACAAACUCUGCAAGAAUUGGAUAAACAAAACAAAACAAACGCAACACCAUCUCUCUCUAUCGCGAAGCCAAAAGUGUUGACUAAACGAUCACGCAAUACAGAACAUGAUAUUAAAGAAAUAACUAAAAAAAAAAAGGAAAGUAAAAGGAUAAGAGAACAAGAAAUUGACACCUAUUUAAAUAGACUGAUAGAACAAUAUGAUAAAGAAAAGAAAGAUAUUGUGAAAGCCAAUAUAUCAAAAGUCAAUCUAGUGGCUGCUUCAGAAACACGAGAUAUAUAUAUUCAACAUAACGCAUUACGAAACAAUUCAAAUAGUUUUGAUGCUGCUUCGCGACAACACUCCAAAUUUUUUGAUCUAUUUAGCGAAAUUUCCAACCUGUGUCAUAUCAAAUUUUCUCAUUUGCUGUAUCAUCAUUUCAGAAAAAACCCAGAGGCAAUUCUUUCUCUUGCACAAGCAAUAAGUUCUUCCAAUCACGUCUCCGAUAACGAAAAAGAAACAUUUAGAAAGCUAAAACAAAUGUCGUUAAAACCAGUCUCUUUAACCAAACAACUGAAGGUAAAAGAUGAACUAUGUUGCUCCAACAAAGCUUGGAAAGAGCAUAUUUUUUCGUUGGGACUAAACGAUAUUCUUAAGGCGGAUCUUAAAGACAUAGAAGGACAAGUAACGAAUGCCUUAGUUGAAUAUUUUGGAAUACAACAUGUAUUAAAAGGAUUUGUGAUGAAAUUGGAACCUGUGAUCAUUGCAGCUGUAAAAAGUCACCUGCAUACCGUGUUUCUAAGAAAACAACAACAACGUCCUGUAAAUGAAGAGUUACCUGAUUCUUUGGUAAUCAAGAUGAGUAUGGAUGGAAGAAAAUUUGACGGACUUCAGACGGUGGUUGUAACUCUUUCAGUUUUAAAUCUUACAACAUUUGGAACUCAAGAGCGAAGAAAUGUUUUUCCUGUCGCAAUGUAUAUUGGUAAUGAACAGGAAAUUAUGGAUUAUUGUAAAAACUUUGCACAACAAGUCGAAAAGAUUUCGAAAGAUGGUAUACAAAUAACGAAAAAACAAGCAGACGCUUCGUUAAACAAAGAAAAUUUCAACAUGAAAGUGACUAUAAUAUGGGUUAGCGAUUUAAAAUCUCUGUCUUACGUGAGCGAUUUAUUAGAAGGCAAUAUGUUUUGUUUGAGAUGCGCAUGCUUGAAAUGUAAUAGCUUAAAUGGAACCUCCAUGCCAAGGUUUUUAAAUCACAAGUUUGGUAUUGAUUCAUCCAAAAUUUAUAUUUGCAUUCUCCACGCAGAAGAACGUAUUACGGAGCAUUUGGUAAAAUGGUCCCUUACAAAAGAAGAAUAUGAAAAAUUAGUGCUUGAAAGAGUAAGAAAACUACCAUGUUUUUCAUCUUCCUUUACAUUUCAUUCGACCCAAGUUAAAAAUACAUCUGACGCAGAAGAAGAUCCAGUAUUAGAAAACGAGGACUAUAAAUUCAUGUUGACUGGAGGAAUGGUUGAAGUUAUCUCACAGCAUUACAAGACAAUUUUUGAAAAUGUUGUUACGGAUGAAAUGAUGGAAAUUUGGGAUCAGUGGAUUAUUGUUCGUCAAUGGCUUAAAAUGACAAAUGAUGAGCGAGCAAAGAAAACAGAGGAAGAGCUUUUAGAAUUUUAUCAAUUAUUAACUAAAUGGCAUAUCAACAUUGUAGAACUACGAUCAAGCGUUGGAGUGCUUCCGUAUUACAUACACAUUAUUGUGCAUCAUGUAAAAGAAUUUUUCGAUGAAAUUGGUUCUCUGGUUCCUGUUUCCAAUGAAGCAGUAGAAGGUUCUCAUCAACAUGACCAUUUUAUAACAGAAAGAGCAACAGCAAAAGGUAAAAAGAAAUACUUUUUCGAUGAAUAUGUGAAAGAUAGUAAUACUGUGUGGAACGAGAUGAGUAUUUAUACAGAGCCAGACUUGUCUAUUGAUGAGUUUAACAAUAUAUUUAAAUAUGAAAAACAUAUUCCAAGAAAAGAAGACAAAAGAGAAUGGAAUCAAUUGUUCCAAAUUUUCCAACUAAUUGUGAAAAAACUUAGAGUAUUAUUUCUCUCUUUCAGGUCUGAUGAAGAUACUACAUUUGAAAGAAUAGAAGAAAGAAGUGGUGACAAGGUUAAGGAGAGAUGGAAUAGCUUCAAUGAUCUGAAAAUCAAGGAUCGAGUAAUAAUUGAAAGUGAUCAAUCAACUGCUACUAAUUUACAGUCUUCUCGUUCAGAAUUAGAGAAAUCUAAGCUGGAUCUUUAUUUACAGACAAAUGUUCAACAGGAAGAAAUGUUUCAGGACGAAAUGAGUGAUUUUGAAGAUGAUGAUGGAGAUGAAGAGAUGACAAAUAAUGAACAGCUAUUCGAUGAACUAAGUGAUUAUGAAGACGGUGAUGAAGAGAUGGAGUUUGGAGAGGAAACUAGUAUUCCUGACGACAUAGUGGAUUUUAUUUUUUGA